AUGGAUUAUCACGAUUAUUGUUCUGACCGUGAAGAAUAUGCAUUAAUUGAAUCAGUGGAUGUAGAUUCAGAACAAGCCACUACUCAGGAACAAUCAGAUAAUUUGGAAGCUCUCCACAUUAUACAAAAAACAGGAGAUGAACUCCUGAUCGAUAUGAUAAAAUCAUAUCCUUUUCUAUACAAGAAACAGCUGAAGGAGUAUAAAGAUAAAAAUAUGAAAGAGAAUGCUUGGGAAGAGAUAGCUUCCUGUCUGAAUGUAACUGUUAGUGAAUGUCAAACACGUUGGUUAAGGUUGAGACAAUACUAUGCCAAAGAAAGACAAAAAAGGGAACAAGAGUGUAGAAGCGGCUCAAAGGGAGGCUCACAGCGAAAGGGUUGGGAGCUAUUUGAGUUACUUAGUUUUUUAGAAGAUCACAUUACAAAAAGAAAAACUUUUGGCAAUAUUCACCACUUGGGAAGUAUAUCAGAUGAUAAUAGGGAUUCACUGAGAGAUUCACAAGAAAUGGAUGGUACUGAAAGUAGCAGUGUUGAAAUAGUGAGUCAUACUGAAAGUAGCAGUGGUACAACAGUGGGUGGUACUGAAAGUAGCAGUGGUACACCAGUAUCUUGUUACUUUGGAAAAAGAAAAAAAAUUAAAGUGGACCCCAUAGAAUCAGCUUUUAGCAGAAUGAAUUCUACAAUUCAAAGUAUGGCUGACAAGUUAACUUCUGAGUCAACACCUACAGUUGUAGCUGAAGAUGACAAUGACCUUGUUGGGAAGCUUGUAGCAGCAGAAUUGAAGAAAGCAACAAGGGAAAGAAAUGAAGAAAUUAAAAGGAAAAUAUUUGAAAUUAUUUAUAAGAAAUAA
This is a messenger RNA of Phaedon cochleariae (mustard beetle), 846 nucleotides long. The record is from the annotation of a GenBank genome assembly. Lineage: Eukaryota; Metazoa; Arthropoda; Insecta; Coleoptera; Chrysomelidae.